AUGACUGGGAGAAAACGAAGGGAUUAUAAAAAGGUGUUGCAGAAAGUGAACACUCUUCUCAGUGAACCGAAAGUAACAACGUUCGUUGUUGACUUUGAGGUCGGUCUAUGGCAGGCUUUGCGCCAAGUCUACACGGCUCCCGAUAUCAAGGGCUGCGCCUUCCACUUCGGCCAGGCAAUGUGGCGAAAGUGCCAGGAGAUUGGACUCGGUACAGCGUAUGUGAGUAUGAGAGUAUAUAAGUUGAUACGGAAGUGCUUCGAGCUCCCUCUUCUGCAACCAGCCGACAUCCGUCCCGCGUUCGGUAAAAUCAAGGAGAAAGGCCAAAGCGAACAACUAGCCCCCUUCUUCGCCUAUGUUGAAAACACGUGGCUGACGAACAACGUAUGGGCGGUUGAAAACUGGUCGGUGUACGGAAGAUCAGUGAGGACCAACAACGACGUAGAAGGCUGGCACAACCGCCUUAACCGGCGGGCGAAGAAGGGAAAUCUCUUAUUCUACCUGCUAAUCACCCUGCUGUUUGACGAAGCUAAAGAGGUGCCUAUGCAGUUCAAGCUCAUCAAGGAAAAGAAAUUACAUCGUCAUCAGAGUAGGCAGACCCGUGCAACCCAAGGGCGUUUGUGCGCGACUUGGGACCGCUACGGGAAAAAAAGAGAUUAG
Molecule: messenger RNA, 657 nt
Organism: Dreissena polymorpha
Lineage: Eukaryota; Metazoa; Mollusca; Bivalvia; Myida; Dreissenidae
Exons: 2
Coding region: 1-657 (218 amino acids)
Source: RefSeq, a predicted model, not a curated record